GGAUCCGGACUCGUCCGCGAGCCUCCGCCUGUGUGCGGCGGGACUAGAGGAGCCUCGCGGAGCCCAGGGCGCGAGCGCGAGAGGAGAGGGAAGGCGGGGGAGGGCUGGAAGGGAGAGGAAGGGAGUGGUUGGGAGCCGGGCUGCCGCAGCCUCUGGUCUCCUCAGCCGCCGAAGCGACCCCUCCUCCUGCGCCUCGGCCGCCUCCCUCCUCGCUGAGGAAAGAUGCCCUUAGCCCAGGGGUGUGAAGAAGGGGGAGAAGUAGCUGCCAGAGCCGCCCGCGCCGCCGCCGCCGCAGCUGCUGCCGCUUGUGUCCUUUGAAUUCAGAGAAGCACCCCCCCCACCUGGGGCGUCGGGAGCCUCCGGCGCGGCGGCCGCGGUGCGGGUGUGGGGGAGACCGGGCUCUCUGCCCGGCGCGGCGCGGCUCGGCCCACGAGCGACCACCGACAUGGAGUGGGCUCGGGCGGCCAAGUAGCCGCUGCUCCGGAGCCCGGUGCCAGUGCCGCCUGCAGCCCGCCUUCCACCCCUGGCUGCGCCGCCGGUCAGGCCCUAGGGAGAAGCCGGGAGGAAAAUGAAGAGUUUUCACCGGAAUCCGUUGAAAAUAGGACUGACUGCAAAGCCUUAAAAAAGAAGGACCUCGGGAGGAGAAACGAAAAGCCGCCUCCGGGCAAGACUUGGCGUGCUCCGAGCCGAGGGGCUGCUUCAGGGACCUCGCCCCCUCCCUUUCCCGCUGGAGAAAUUGCCGCUGAUGCAUUAUCCAAGUGGUGGUUGGGAGGAUUUGCAGCAACAUUUUUGGUUUUCCCUCCCCCUUCUAUGCAUUCUGUUUUUUUCCUCUCUUUUCUGUUUUUCUUCUUCCCGGGAAGUGAAUUGCUGAUGCAAAUCGGACUUUAUUCAUUAAUGAUGCAACCGGAUUCGUUUCAGGAUUACGUUGCACGAGUUGAAUUUUGAAUGAAGGAGAAGAGUUUGUUUUUUUUUUUAAAGAAGUGUUGACUCUAGUUCAUUGUACUUCUAAUUAUUUUAUUUAAAUAUACGACUUAAUUGUAUUCUUUUAAAAAUGCAUUAAGUAUAUAUUUUAUGGUAAUUUACCCUCAAAAUAUAUGUAUAUGCGUGAAAUUGAAGACGCUUCAGUUAAGUGAGGUUACUGGUGUGUUGGAUGUUUAAUUCAGCACCAGCAUUGCAUGACAGUUGUUUGAAUAACAAGUGGUUUAUUUUUAAAACCAUACCUUUUAAAAUUUAGAAUCAGAUAAUAGUAAAAGUCAUCAUAAUAAUUUAAAGGAAAACCAGCAGAAAUCUAAGCAAACAUGUCUGGAGAAGUGCGUUUGAGGCAGUUGGAGCAGUUUAUUUUGGACGGGCCCGCUCAGACCAAUGGGCAGUGCUUCAGUGUGGAGACGUUACUGGAUAUACUCAUCUGCCUUUAUGAUGAAUGCAAUAAUUCUCCAUUGAGAAGAGAGAAGAACAUUCUCGAAUACCUAGAAUGGGCUAAACCAUUUACUUCUAAAGUGAAACAAAUGCGAUUACAUAGAGAAGACUUUGAAAUAUUAAAGGUGAUUGGUCGAGGAGCUUUUGGGGAGGUUGCUGUAGUAAAACUAAAAAAUGCAGAUAAAGUAUUUGCCAUGAAAAUAUUGAAUAAAUGGGAAAUGCUGAAAAGAGCUGAGACAGCAUGUUUUCGUGAAGAAAGGGAUGUAUUAGUGAAUGGAGACAAUAAAUGGAUUACAACCUUGCACUAUGCUUUCCAGGAUGACAAUAACUUAUACCUGGUUAUGGAUUAUUAUGUUGGUGGUGAUUUGCUUACUCUUCUCAGCAAAUUUGAAGAUAGAUUGCCUGAAGAUAUGGCUCGAUUUUACUUGGCUGAGAUGGUGAUAGCAAUUGACUCAGUUCAUCAGCUACAUUAUGUACACAGAGACAUUAAACCUGACAAUAUACUGAUGGAUAUGAAUGGACAUAUUCGGUUAGCAGAUUUUGGUUCUUGUCUGAAGCUGAUGGAAGAUGGAACGGUUCAGUCCUCAGUGGCUGUAGGAACCCCAGAUUAUAUCUCUCCUGAAAUCCUUCAAGCCAUGGAAGAUGGAAAAGGCAGAUAUGGACCUGAAUGUGACUGGUGGUCUUUGGGGGUCUGUAUGUAUGAAAUGCUUUACGGAGAAACACCAUUUUAUGCAGAAUCUCUGGUGGAGACAUACGGAAAAAUCAUGAAUCACAAAGAGAGGUUUCAGUUUCCAGCCCAAGUGACUGAUGUGUCUGAAAAUGCUAAGGAUCUUAUUCGAAGGCUCAUUUGUAGCAGAGAACAUCGUCUUGGUCAAAAUGGAAUAGAAGACUUUAAGAAACACCCAUUUUUCAGUGGAAUUGAUUGGGAUAAUAUUCGGAACUGUGAAGCACCUUAUAUUCCAGAAGUUAGUAGCCCAACAGAUACAUCGAAUUUUGAUGUAGAUGAUGAUUGUUUAAAAAAUUCUGAAACGAUGCCCCCACCAACACAUACUGCAUUUUCUGGCCACCAUCUGCCAUUUGUUGGUUUUACAUAUACUAGUAGCUGUGUACUUUCUGAUCGGAGCUGUUUAAGAGUUACAGCUGGUCCCGCCUCACUGGAUCUUGAUGUUAAUGUUCAGAGGACUCUGGACAACAACUUAGCAACUGAAGCUUAUGAAAGAAGAAUUAAGCGCCUUGAGCAAGAAAAACUUGAACUCAGUAGAAAACUGCAAGAGUCAACACAGACUGUCCAAGCUCUGCAGUAUUCAACUGUUGAUGGUCCACUAACAGCAAGCAAAGAUUUAGAAAUAAAAAACUUAAAAGAAGAAAUUGAAAAACUAAGGAAACAAGUAACAGAAUCAAGUCGUUUGGAACAGCAACUUGAAGAAGCUAAUGCUGUGAGGCAAGAACUAGAUGAUGCUUUUAGACAAAUCAAGGCUUAUGAAAAACAAAUCAAAACGGUACAACAAGAAAGGGAAGAUCUAAAUAAGGAACUAGUCCAGGCUAGUGAGCGAUUAAAAAACCAAUCCAAAGAGCUGAAAGACGCACACUGUCAGAGGAAACUGGCCAUGCAGGAAUUCAUGGAGAUCAAUGAGCGGCUAACAGAAUUGCACACCCAAAAACAGAAACUUGCUCGCCAUGUCCGAGAUAAGGAAGAAGAGGUGGACCUGGUGAUGCAAAAAGUUGAAAGCUUAAGGCAAGAACUGCGCAGAACAGAAAGAGCCAAAAAAGAGCUGGAAGUUCAUACAGAAGCUCUAGCUGCUGAAGCAUCUAAAGACAGGAAACUACGUGAGCAGAGUGAGCACUAUUCCAAGCAACUGGAAAAUGAAUUGGAGGGACUGAAGCAAAAACAAAUUAGUUACUCACCAGGAGUAUGCAGCAUAGAACAUCAGCAAGAGAUAACCAAACUAAAGACUGAUUUGGAAAAGAAAAGUAUCUUUUAUGAAGAAGAAUUAUCUAAAAGAGAAGGAAUACAUGCAAAUGAAAUAAAAAAUCUUAAGAAAGAACUGCAUGAUUCAGAAGGUCAGCAACUUGCUCUCAACAAAGAAAUUAUGAUUUUAAAAGACAAAUUGGAAAAAACCAGAAGAGAAAGUCAAAGUGAAAGGGAAGAAUUUGAAAGUGAGUUCAAACAACAGUAUGAACGAGAAAAAGUGUUGUUAACUGAAGAAAAUAAAAAGCUGACGAGUGAACUUGAUAAGCUUACUACUUUGUAUGAGAACUUAAGUAUACACAACCAGCAGUUAGAAGAAGAGGUUAAAGAUCUAGCAGACAAGAAAGAAUCAGUUGCACAUUGGGAAGCCCAAAUCACAGAAAUAAUUCAGUGGGUCAGCGAUGAAAAGGAUGCACGAGGGUAUCUUCAGGCCUUAGCUUCUAAAAUGACUGAAGAAUUGGAGGCAUUAAGAAAUUCCAGCUUGGGUACACGAGCAACAGAUAUGCCCUGGAAAAUGCGUCGUUUUGCGAAACUGGAUAUGUCAGCUAGACUGGAGCUGCAGUCGGCUCUGGAUGCAGAAAUAAGAGCCAAACAGGCCAUCCAAGAAGAGUUGAAUAAAGUUAAAGCGUCUAAUAUCAUAACAGAAUGUAAACUAAAAGAUUCAGAGAAGAAGAACUUGGAACUACUCUCAGAAAUCGAACAGCUGAUAAAGGACACUGAAGAGCUUAGAUCUGAAAAGGGUAUAGAGCACCAAGACUCACAGCAUUCUUUCUUGGCAUUUUUGAAUACGCCUACCGAUGCUCUGGAUCAAUUUGAAGAUUCCUUUUCUUCUUCCUCAUCUUCACUGAUUGAUUUUUUGGAUGACCGCUCUCCAUCCUGUACUCCAGCUAGCAAAGGCAGACGUACUGAUCCCGUUGAGAACACAUAUGUAUGGAACCCGAGCGUCAAGUUUCACAUCCAGUCACGGUCCACAUCUCCUUCCACAUCUAGUGAAGCUGAGCCAGUUAAGACUGUAGACUCCACUCCACUUUCAGUUCACACACCAACCUUAAGGAAAAAAGGAUGUCCUGGUUCAACUGGCUUUCCACCUAAGCGCAAGAUGCACCAGUUUUUUGUAAAAUCUUUUACUACUCCUACCAAGUGUCAUCAGUGUACCUCCUUGAUGGUGGGUUUAAUAAGACAGGGCUGUUCAUGUGAAGUGUGUGGAUUCUCAUGCCAUAUAACUUGUGUAAACAAAGCUCCAACCACUUGUCCAGUUCCUCCUGAACAGACAAAAGGUCCCCUGGGUAUAGAUCCUCAGAAAGGAAUAGGAACAGCAUAUGAAGGUCAUGUCAGGAUUCCUAAGCCAGCUGGAGUGAAGAAAGGGUGGCAGAGAGCACUGGCUAUAGUGUGUGACUUCAAACUCUUUCUGUACGAUAUUGCCGAAGGAAAAGCAUCUCAGCCCAGUGUUGUCAUUAGUCAAGUGAUUGACAUGAGGGAUGAAGAAUUUUCUGUGAGUUCAGUCUUAGCUUCUGAUGUUAUUCAUGCAAGUCGGAAAGAUAUACCCUGUAUAUUUAGGGUCACAGCUUCCCAGCUCUCAGCAUCUAAUAACAAAUGUUCAAUCCUGAUGCUAGCAGACAGUGAGAAUGAGAAGAGUAAGUGGGUGGGAGUGCUGAGUGAAUUGCACAAGAUUUUGAAGAAAAACAAAUUCAGAGACCGCUCAGUCUAUGUUCCCAAAGAGGCUUAUGACAGCACUCUACCCCUCAUUAAAACAACCCAGGCAGCCGCAAUCAUAGAUCAUGAAAGAAUUGCUUUGGGAAACGAAGAAGGGUUAUUUGUUGUACAUGUCACCAAAGAUGAAAUUAUUAGAGUUGGUGACAAUAAGAAGAUUCAUCAGAUUGAACUCAUUCCAAAUGAUCAGCUUGUUGCUGUGAUCUCAGGACGAAAUCGUCAUGUACGACUUUUUCCUAUGUCAGCAUUGGAUGGGCGAGAGACCGAUUUUUACAAGCUGGCAGAAACUAAAGGGUGUCAAACCAUAACUUCUGGAAAGAUGCGCCAUGGAGCUCUCACAUGCCUGUGUGUGGCUAUGAAAAGGCAGGUCCUCUGUUAUGAACUAUUUCAGAGCAAGACCCGUCACAGAAAAUUUAAGGAAAUUCAAGUCCCAUAUAAUGUCCAGUGGAUGGCAAUCUUCAGUGAACAACUCUGUGUGGGAUUCCAGUCAGGAUUUCUAAGAUACCCCUUGAAUGGAGAAGGAAGUCCAUUCAGUAUGCUCCAUUCAAAUGACCAUACACUAUCAUUUAUUGCACACCAACCAAUGGAUGCUAUCUGCGCAGUUGAGAUCUCCAGUAAAGAAUAUCUGCUGUGUUUUAACAGCAUUGGGAUAUACACUGACUGCCAGGGCCGAAGAUCUAGACAACAGGAAUUGAUGUGGCCAGCAAAUCCUUCCUCUUGUUGUUACAAUGCACCAUACCUCUCGGUGUACAGUGAAAAUGCAGUUGAUAUCUUUGAUGUGAACUCCAUGGAAUGGAUUCAGACUCUUCCUCUCAAAAAGGUUCGACCCUUAAACAAUGAAGGAUCAUUAAAUCUUUUAGGGUUGGAGACCAUUAGAUUAAUAUAUUUCAAAAAUAAGAUGGCAGAAGGGGACGAACUGGUAGUUCCUGAAACAUCAGAUAAUAGUCGGAAACAAAUGGUUAGAAAUAUUAACAAUAAGCGGCGUUAUUCCUUCAGAGUCCCAGAAGAGGAAAGAAUGCAGCAGAGGAGGGAAAUGCUACGAGAUCCAGAAAUGAGAAAUAAAUUAAUUUCUAAUCCAACUAAUUUUAACCACAUAGCACACAUGGGUCCUGGAGAUGGAAUACAGAUCCUGAAAGAUCUGCCCAUGCCAGGUUUCCCUUAUCCAUCCCCUCAUCAUCACUCCGGUCUGAUCUCCUCUCCGAUCAACUUUGAACACAUCUAUCACAUGACUGUUAAUUCUGCUGAAAAAUUUCUCUCUCCUGAUUCCAUAAACCCUGAAUAUUCCCCGUCUCUACGCUCUGUCCCUGGUACACCAAGCUUUAUGACUCUGAGGAACCCUCGGCCUCAGGAAAGUCGGACAGUAUUCAGUGGCUCAGUCAGUAUUCCAUCUAUCACCAAAUCCCGCCCUGAGCCAGGCCGCUCCAUGAGUGCUAGCAGUGGCUUGUCAGCAAGGUCAUCCGCACAGAAUGGCAGCGCAUUGAAGAGGGAAUUCUCUGGAGGAAGCUACAGUGCCAAGCGGCAGCCCAUGCCCUCCCCAUCAGAGGGCUCUUUGUCCUCCGGAGGCAUGGACCAAGGAAGUGAUGCCCCAGCGAGGGACUUUGAUGGAGAGGACUCUGACUCUCCGAGGCAUUCCACAGCUUCCAACAGUUCCAACCUAAGCAGCCCCCCAAGCCCAGUUUCACCCCGAAAGACCAAGAGCCUCUCCCUGGAGAGCACUGACCGCGGGAGCUGGGACCCGUGAGCUGCCUCAGCACUGGGACCUCUCGCUCUCCACUCCCUGCCACUUGCCUCCUCUCACUUUCAUCUCUUCCCUCCACCUCGGCCUGAAAGCCACCAGGGGCUGGCAGCAGUAGCAGGACAAGGAUUCAGGAGUUCUGACGACACGACUCUCAGAUCCACGCCCCCAGCCUAACAGCAACAACAAAGACAGACUUUCCGUAGCAGCUUAGAUUAAUGUUGAUUUCAUUCCAUGCACUUAGAGUUGCUUUCAGUAACAUUUUACCCCUACUCCCAAAGGUAGCUUAAAUAGACAGAUUACACAAAUGUAAGUGAUAAGAAUAAGAUUAGACAGAUUUUGCUUUCACAGUAGAGUCUCAUUAUAGUCCUAAAAUAGCUCAUGGGAUUCUCCGCAUCCAGAAGGGAGAAUCCGUCCCUGGAGUGGCUCACUAAGCUCUUAAUCAGCAACCACAGUGAGUAUCAACCUGAUUGUUGCCAGGAAAUCCUUAUGAAUUAAAACAACGCAUAUUUUACUACAGUACAGAGUUUAAAUGAAUACAUAAAUGUAGAAGUACUGAGUGUAUAUAUUUAAAAGGAGCCUCUUGUAUUCAACAAAAGAUGGAUGCAUAUAUAAGAGAGAUGAUUUAAUUUAAAUAUGUUGUUUCUCGUCUGUUUCCCAGCUAAGUAAUGUAAAGGGUAGAAAGGCCUCAAGCUCACAUUUUUAGAGGGAGAGCGAGAGAAAUCAGAGUUCCCUUUAUUGCCCUGUCCUCAAACUGGUUAUAGGCUCUUGUCACCUGGGGAGCUUUAGAAAACAUUUGCAGACCCUGGUUUUGCUGGUUUGGGGUGUGCCCUGGGCACCAAGCUUUAACAUUUGAAGCCACUUCAGCAGCAGCAGCAAAAGGCAAACUCAUCUCUACCCAAGAUGUUUCGUUUCCUAGUGGUGGAAUUUGAACACUUCUCACUUUUUAUUGUAUUUUAUCUUCCGCAGAUAAAUGUAGAAAUACACGAUUCUGUCACCUCUGAUCCCUUCCGGCUGAAAGGGUACAAGGAGUGUUGUAGCUUCUGAAGGUGCAGAAAAUGAUUUCUAAAAAUGCUUUUAUUCCUGGGCUAAUCCUGUCCCUCCCUAAGUCACAGUGAGGUGUCUGUCCCAGGGCUGGAGACACUUCCCAAGGAGGAGUCUGUUUUGUUGACAGUGGGCGUGAGCUUCUUCAGAUAAGCCUGGGGAAGGAAGAAAAAAAGGCUUUCAUUACCAAAUAAUGUAAAACCUCAAAAGCAGGGGCUUGAACAGCCUUAACCAAAUAUUAUUCCCCAUAGCCAGUGGAAAAUGGAUGUGACAACCCCAGUGCGCAGGCCAGAGUGAGCCCAGCACAGCGCUCGGACUGGCUUCCUCUCUCAGGUGCUGGAUUGUGGGGUUAGUGGCAUUUCCAGCUGGAUUCCUCCUGUUGUAGUUGCCAUAAGGAAAUGAGAUGCAGAAUCAGACGGAUCUAUUUCUACAGAAUCAAAGCACAUGAGUAGAGAAAGAGAUAAAAAUAAAAGUAUCUCAUGAAGGAAA
Molecule: messenger RNA, 8363 nt
Organism: Symphalangus syndactylus (siamang)
Lineage: Eukaryota; Metazoa; Chordata; Mammalia; Primates; Hylobatidae
Gene: CDC42BPA
Product: CDC42 binding protein kinase alpha
Biological process (GO): actomyosin structure organization; peptidyl-threonine phosphorylation
Cellular component (GO): cytoplasm; actomyosin; cytoskeleton
Molecular function (GO): protein serine/threonine kinase activity; ATP binding
Source: RefSeq, a predicted model, not a curated record